Molecule: messenger RNA, 2047 nt
Organism: Triplophysa dalaica
Lineage: Eukaryota; Metazoa; Chordata; Actinopteri; Cypriniformes; Nemacheilidae
Exons: 5
Coding region: 64-1884 (606 amino acids)
Biological process (GO): DNA integration; DNA recombination
Molecular function (GO): DNA binding
Source: RefSeq, a predicted model, not a curated record
AAAGUCAAGAGAAGAGCCAAGGGUGACUUUAAAAAAUAUGAAUACUGUAUCCAUUGUAAGGGUAUGUUUUUGAGAGCAGAGCUGUGGAGACACAUGAGAAGGUGUUCUUCCAAACCGGAGGACCAUAACCACCCAGGAAGGAAGAGAGUACUUGGUCUAGCUGCAGUGGUCAAAUCAACUUGUUCAAGCUCUGUUGAAGAUGGGGUACUUAAGAUGUUAAGCCACAUGCAUGAUGACGACAUUGCAAGUGUGGUUCGCAAUGACUUUUGUCUUAUUAGGUUUGCUGAGUCCCUUUACAGCAAACAUGGACAUGACCCUUCAAAGCAUGACUAUAUCCGCCAAAAAAUUCGGCAGCUUGGAAGGUUCCUACAGGCCAUGCGCAAAAGCUCUCCAAUACUCACUUUAGAGGAUGCUAUAAAACCUGGAAAUUUCCUAAAUGUGAUUGAAGCAGUAAAAGAGACUGCAGGAUUUGAUAAGGAUCGUAACAGUUACAAAACUCCAAGUCUUGCCUUAAAGAUUGGUCACUCCCUGUUGAAAGUGAGUGACAUUAUUCAUUGCCAUGCUCUCAUGGCUGGAGAUGAGAACCUAAUUAAAUCCUCAGAUGCCUUCCAGAAGCUUUAUCGGGCAAAGUGGUCAGAGUACAUUUCACACAGUGCUCUGAGCACCAUUAGUGACCUGAAAUAUAACAAACCAGCAAAACUACCCCUCACCGAAGACAUCAUCAAACUGAACAAGCAUCUUGAUGAAAAUGCGAAUUCAGCAACCGCAGCAUUGGAGGAUGAGGCAACACCACAGAACUAUUCCAAUGUUGCAAGAACAACACUAACUAAGAUAGUUCUUUUUAACAGAAGACGUGUUGGAGAGGUUUCAAAAAUGAAACUGAAAAAUUAUAUGGAACGACAAUGCGCAAUCACCCAGAAAGAAAUGGGUCUUUCAGAAUAUGAACUGAAAUUGUGCAGUUAUUUUGAGCGUGUUGAGCUGAAAGGAAAAAGGGGAAGAAAGGUAGCAGUGCUACUAACUCCUGAGAUGACAAAAGCACUAACCCUGAUGGUUGAGAAGAGAAUGGAAUGUGGUGUGCCAAGCAAAAAUGAGUAUUUAUUUGCUGUUCCAAGCUGCCUGACUUACUACAGAGGACAUCAAAGUCUCAGAAAGUUUGCAGAUGAAUGUGGGGCAAAGAAACCAGAUUUUUUACGAUCUACUCAGCUGCGCAAAGAAAUAGCGACCACUUCUCAAAUUUUAAACUUAAAGAACAAUGAAAUGGAUCAACUUGCUGAUUUUUUGGGACACGACAUAUCAGUGCACAGACAAUUUUACCGUCUGUCUGAGCCCACCGUUCAGAGUGCAAAAAUUUUCAAGUUGCUUCUUGCACUGGAAAAGGGAAAGCUGAGUGAGCUACGGGGGAAAACACUUGAUGAAAUUGGAGAUCUCACAGAUGGUGAUGAUGACGAGGAUGAUGAGAGUGAGGAAGAUGCAAAACUGGACAAAGAUACUGCAGAUGAAAUUGAUGAACAAAUGGACACAUCUGACAGAGGGAGGGAGGCUGACAGACAUAUAUGUGUACAAAAUGGCAAUAACUUGGACAUAUCUGAACGUUCUACGUGCAGUACAGCCGACAGACAUAUUCAUCGACACAAUGUUUCUGGCAAACAGAAGCCAAUCAGAGCUGCAAGGCGACCGUGGUCGAAUGCAGAAAUCAGUGCAGUUAUGCGGCACUUUAAAGCUCACAUUGCAAAAGGUCAUCUGGCAUCUUUAAGGGAGUGUGAGCUUUGCAAAAAGUGUGAACCAGUCCUACAAAACAGGACAUUGCAAAACAUCCGAGAUUUUGUUCGAAACAGAGGGCUAACCCUGAAGCGCAAAUUAACCGUAACUCUGGAAUCUGACUGACAUCCAACUGUCUUCCAAAUAUUGAAAGUGUCCACGGAUUGUGAUUAUUUAAGUUUAUUUUCAUGAAUCGAAAGUUCUAACAUUUUUUUUGUGACAGCAGUUUCAACAUGACAUGAGUUCAAGUAAACUAUGGAUAAUUUUACAGAUUUCAAAUGUAUUGUUG